Agelaius phoeniceus (red-winged blackbird) is the source of this 822-nucleotide messenger RNA. RefSeq names its product ribonuclease H2 subunit C (gene RNASEH2C). NCBI's taxonomy places the organism in Eukaryota, Metazoa, Chordata, Aves, Passeriformes, Icteridae. Gene Ontology annotation, cellular component: ribonuclease H2 complex. The record is from RefSeq and is a predicted model, not a curated record. Gene Ontology annotation, biological process: RNA catabolic process.
CCCCUAAUUCCCCUCCCAUCUAAAAUGGCGGCUCCGGUUCGGGUCCGGGUUCCUCCCGGGGCUCCCCCGGAGCCGCUCCCGGUCCAGCUCCUGCCCUGCCGGGUCCAGCACGACGGGCCCGCCCCUGUGGCCGCGUUCCUGAGGGCGCGGCCCGGCCCGGGCGGCGAUCUCUGGGCCUCGUUCCGGGGGCGCCGUUUGGGGGGUCGGGAGCUGCCGCUGCCCCCCGGCUACACGGGGGUGGUGCUGAGGGGGGGGGAGCCCGGAGAGCCCCCCCUGGGCGACCCCCAGGCCGGGUCGGUGACAGUGACGGGGACGUUCGGGGCCAUCACGGACUGGGGGGGUGACACCUCCCCCCCCCCCGGGCGGGGCCUGGCCCGGGCCCUGCAGUGGGGACCCCUGGCCCAGGCCCUCCACGCCCCUGUGACCGAGGACAGCGAGGAGGAGGCGGAACCAUGACAGGUCACGCCCAGAGGGGGGUGGAGCUUAUGCAAACCACACCUUUCCAUUACAUCAAUGGAUCAACUGCAGCCACGCCCACCUAAUUAACAUAGCUGGUCACACUCAGAGUGCCUGGAGCCCCUCCUAGUGUGGGUGGAGCCUGUGGAAGCUCCACCUACUUUAUUUAAAAGACCAAAUAUAUUCAUAGGAGGCUCCACCCACAAAUUAUGCCUCUCCCACUGUGGGUGGAGCCUCCCAAAGCCACACCCACACCCGAUGCCAUGCCCACAGUGGGAGGAGCAGUCAAAAGCCACUCCCACAGUGGGCGUAGCCUGAUCAAACCCCACCCCUUUAUGGUCAAUAAAGGAUUUGCAGCGCCAGGCA